AUGUUAUGCCCAACGAAACGGCUUUUCGUAUGUAUAAAUUUAUAUGUAUAUGUUAAUCAAGUUUUUGAACUAGUCUAUUGCAGUGUAGCUAUUGUUUGUAUGGUUGAUCCAGAUGUAGAUAAUUUAGGAUCAGCAUAUACCAACAAUUCUCUAUUGACAAGACAAAAUAUUCCAGUAUCAUGUCAUAAGCAUACGACACAAACAACUCGAUCGCCAGGUCAAGUUCUUAAUUGGCCAAAAAAGACUCGUGGCCUUCUUCUUGGUUCAUUCUAUUGGGGUUAUGCAUUAACACAAAUAGCUUCAUCAAUUGCUGUUACUUAUUUUGGUCCAAAACGUUUUCUUGCAAUGCUUAUCUUUAUGUCAUCCUUGGCUACAGUACUAUUACCAGUUAUUUCCACGUGGAGUUCACCAUUUAUUGUAUUAUUACGUAUUGUUGCUGGUGCAGCUCAAGGUGGUCUCUGGCCAACUAUUUUUCGUUUUUGGUCAACAUGGGCACCAGCCUCAGAAAGAACAACACUUCUUUCAUUUCAAAGUGCUGGACCUUCAAUGGGUACAAUUGUUUCUUUGAUAAUCGGUGGUCUCUUUUGUACAUUUUCAUUAUAUGAUGCUAUUCCAUUCAUUUUUCGACAUGGCUGGGCACAUUAUUUUUAUCUUCUCGGUGGUCUUGGUAUUGUCUGGUCAGUUGUAUGGCUUAUUCUUGCAAGUGACACACCUGCCAUAAAUAAAUAUAUAUCACCGGAUGAAAAAGAAUAUAUUCGAGCUUGUAAAGCCGUCGAAAAAAUUCAAGAUACAAAUACUAAAACACCCUGGAGUGCAAUGCUUCGAUCGCAAGCUUUUUGGUGUAUUCUUCUAUCAAUGUUUUUCUGUGACUUUGGUCUUUAUGCUAUCUGGGCAGUUGUUCCAGAAUAUAUGAAUGAAGUUUUAUUAUUUAGUAUUCGAGAAAAUGGUUUACUUUCUGCAUUACCACAUGUCGCAAGUUUUACUGCCGUUAUAUCAACAGGUCGUUUGGCAGAUUAUCUCAUAGAAAAGAAAUAUUUAAAACGUGUUAAUGCAAGAAAACUAUUUCAUGGUAUUGGCACUUUAGGACCAGCUGUUUGUCUUCUAUUUAUAUCGUUUCUUGACUGUGAAAGUCGUUAUUUGGCAGUUAUGUUACUUACUAUUGGAAUGGCAUCGAGUGGUUUUAUGAUGUCAGGUGGGUAUAUGGUUAAUGUUGGAGAUUUUAGUGGUAUCCAUUCGGGUAUUAUUUUUGGUAUUUGUAAUACAGUUUCUUGCAUUGGCGGAUUUGGUGCUCCAGUGCUAACAAGUAUUAUAACAAAAGAUAAAACUACUGCUCAAUGGAAAAUAGCAUUUAUGCUUUAUGCUGGUUCAUUUCUCAUAUCAGCUAUUGUGUUUUCAUUGUUUGCUCGUGGUGAAACUGAACCAUGGGCACGUGAUGAUGUACAUGAUGAAAAAAUUAAGAAUGAUCAAGAAGCAGGUGAAGAACUAAUGGAAAAAUAA
This is a messenger RNA of Adineta steineri, 1497 nucleotides long. NCBI's taxonomy places the organism in Eukaryota, Metazoa, Rotifera, Eurotatoria, Adinetida, Adinetidae. The record is from the annotation of a GenBank genome assembly.